Molecule: messenger RNA, 2767 nt
Organism: Cicer arietinum (chickpea)
Lineage: Eukaryota; Viridiplantae; Streptophyta; Magnoliopsida; Fabales; Fabaceae
Product: receptor-like serine/threonine-protein kinase SD1-8
Biological process (GO): recognition of pollen; protein phosphorylation
Cellular component (GO): plasma membrane
Molecular function (GO): protein serine/threonine kinase activity; ATP binding
Source: RefSeq, a predicted model, not a curated record
AAAUAAAAAAGAUUUUGAUUUUAGGAACAAACAUUGCAAAAUGAAAGGUUCCACUUCUGCAAAACUCUUCAUUUUAUCUGCAUGUUUUUUCAAUAGUGUACUCUCUAUUGAUACAUUAACUGCAACACAAUCACUUGGAUCUAACCAAACCCUAGUAUCUCCACAAAAUAUAUUUGAAUUUGGUUUCUUUAACACAACCAUUUCCAAAUGGUACAUAGGUAUAUGGUACAAGGAUUUUCCAGAUAAAAUAUAUGUUUGGGUUGCAAAUAGAAACAACCCUCUUGAAAAUUCCAAUGGAACUCUCAAAAUUGAAGAAAGUGGAAACUUGGUUCUUUUCAACCAAACAAAUAAUCCUAUAUGGUCAUCAAAUCAAACCACAACCUCUGCUACAAACCCUGUUCUUCAUCUUUCAGAUGAUGGAAAUUUGGUUCUCAAAGAAGCACAAGAGAAAAACAACACCAACUAUAUAUGGCAGAGUUUUGAUCAUCCAACAGAUACUUUGUUACCAGGCAUGAAACUUGGUUGGAACCUCGACACAGGCGUCGAGAUUCGAGUAACAUCAUGGAAAAGCCAAGAUGAUCCAUCAAGUGGUGAUGGUUAUUUCAGUCUUGAUUAUCAUGGUAUUCCAGAUAUUUACUUGUGGAACAAGCAACAAAGGGUGUUUAGAAGUGGAUCAUGGAAUGGUGAGAGUUUUGGUGGAGUACCAAUACUAAAUACAAUAUCUGUUCUUAAUGAUAAAAUUGUUGCUGAUAAACAUCAAGCUUAUUACUAUCCUGCAAGAUUAUUUCAGUCUAAUUUGUCUAGACUUGUUGUGAAUUGGACCGGUUCAAUCGAACGUUAUGCGUGGAUCGAAAGCACUAAAACUUGGAACAUAGUAUGGAAUGCACCUGCUGUUGAUUGUGAUCAUUAUGGAGCUUGUGGUCCAUUUGGUAUAUGUGACUCAAAUGCCUUUCCUAUAUGCAAGUGUGUGACAGGGUUUAGUAUCAAGAAUCAAGGGCAAUGGAAUUUGAGAAAUUUUUCUGAUGGGUGUGUGAGGAAAACAGAAUUGGAAUGUGGAAAGGAUAAGUUUUUGCAUAUGAAGAAUGUGCAAUUUCCUGAUACUAGAAGUGUGUUUGUGAACAAGAGUAUGAAUCUAUUGGAAUGUGAAUCUAAGUGUCUCAAAGAUUGUUCUUGCACUGCUUAUGCUAAUGCUGAGAUUACUAAUGGUGGCACUGGUUGUGUCAUGUGGAAUUAUAGUCUUGUAGACAUGAGACAGUUUUCUGAAGCUGGAACAGAUCUCUUUAUCAGAUUAGCAGCUUCUGAUGUAGGUGGGACAGGAUCUUCUGGUGGAUCUAAAAAAAAUGCAGGAAAGAUUGCUGGAAUUACAAUUGCUAUAGUUAUCUUGAUUUUGGGAGUGAUUAUAUUCAUUUUGUGGAAAAAGAAGAGAAGACAGAAAGGGAAUACUAACCACAGUGGUAAUUCUGAUAGAGGUCAGAUAACACUGUUAUCUGAGAUGAUGUUUUCAAAUAGCAGAGAUACUUCAGAUCAAAGGAACAUAGACGAACUGGAGUUGCCACUGUUUGAAUUUCAUGUCAUAUCAGAUGCUACAAACUCAUUCUCUUUAGCAAAUAAACUUGGAGAAGGUGGCUUUGGAACUGUUUACAGGGGUAGGCUUGUAGAUGGCCAGGAAAUUGCUGUGAAGAGGUUGUCAACAAGCUCAGGGCAAGGAAAUGUAGAAUUCAAGAAUGAGGUAAGAUCAAUUGCGAAGCUUCAACAUCGAAAUCUUGUACGGCUCUUUGGUUGCUGCAUUGAGAAAGAGGAGAAGAUGUUGAUCUAUGAGUACAUGGAAAAUAACAGCCUAGAUUCUAUUUUAUUUGAUAAAGCAAAGAGUUCAAUGCUAGAUUGGCCAAUGAGGUUCAAUAUCAUAUGUGGAAUAGCCAAAGGGCUUCUUUAUCUCCAUCAUGACUCAAGAUUUAGAAUUAUCCAUAGGGAUCUCAAGGCAAGCAAUGUUCUACUUGAUAGAGAAAUGAAUCCAAAGAUAUCAGAUUUUGGGAUUGCUAGAAUUUUUGACAAUGAUCAAACACACUCUAAUACAAUGCGAGUUGUUGGAACAUAUGGCUAUAUGGCUCCUGAAUAUGCAAUGGGCGGAUAUUUUUCGGCGAAAUCUGAUGUUUUCAGUUUUGGGGUUCUCGUGUUGGAGAUCAUUAGCGGCAUGAAGAAUAGAGGAUUUCAUUUCUCAGAUGAUCUAAAUCUCCUUGGACAUGUAUGGAGGCUAUGGAAUGAAGGGAAAGCAUUGGAAUUAUUAGAUUCAUCAUUUGCAGAUUCAAUUUCAGAAUCAGAAGUUAUAAGAUGUAUAAAUGUGGGGCUAAUAUGUGUCCAAGAAAAAGUAGAAGACAGGCCCAUAAUGCCAUCAGUGGUGAUGAUGUUGAAUAGCGAAACGGCAUCAUUGCCACAACCUAAGCACCCUGGUUUCGUCCUUGGAAGGAAUCAGGGUGAAACUGAUUCAUCUUCAGCCAGGCAAGAAGACUCAAACACGAUAAACCAAGUCACUGUUACAAUAGUAAAUGGUAGAUAGAUAUAAUCAAUAACCAUGUUGACUUUUUACACAUUUAAUAUUAUUUUGUGUACAAUGGAGAUUUGUAUAGUAUGGUUUUAACACCUUGUCGGGUAACUGGGUAUUUUUAUUGGUAAAAUGUAAAUUGAAGAGUGUUUUCUUAUUAUUUUGCUCGGCUGGAAUGUAAGACAAUUUUGAGAAGAAGAAUGAAAAUAGAAAUUAAUACUAGUUAUA